AUGGCUAGGAAGGAAACACAGCUAAUUUUCAAGGUGACUCAUUUAGCAAGAUGGAAAACAAAAGUUCCUUGUGUGUUGAUGGUCUGCAUUAUGUCUGGAGCCAGCCGUCAGCUCGCUCUUCUGCUCUGCGGCUGUUGCGUGGCUGCCCUGGGGGCCCAGGCCAAGGAGCGCUGCCCGGCGGAGCGUCACCAGGCUGCCCAGUACGUGGCUGCCGUGUACGAGCACCGGUCCAUCCUGAGCCCGAACCCGCUGGCCCUCACCAGCCGCAAGCAGGCCUUGGAGCUCAUGAACCAGAACCUCGACAUCUAUGAACAGCAAGUGACGAUCGCAGCCCAAAAGGGUGUACAGAUUAUAGUGUUUCCAGAAGAUGGCAUCCAUGGAUUCAACUUUACAAGAACAUCCAUUUACCCGUUUUUGGACUUCAUGCCUUCUCCCCACUUGGUCAGGUGGAACCCAUGCCUGGAGCCCCACCGAUUCCAUGACACGGAAGUCCUCCAGCGCCUGAGUUGUAUGGCUGUCAAGGGAGAGAUGUUCCUGGUGGCCAAUCUUGGGACAAAGCAGCCUUGUCACAGCAGUGACCCAGGGUGCCCAAAUGAUGGCAGAUACCAGUAUAACACGAACGUGGUGUUCAGCAGUAAUGGAACCCUGGUUGACAGCUACCGCAAACAAAACCUCUACUUUGAAGCAGCGUUCAAUACCCCCCUGGAAGUGGAUCGCAUCACCUUUGAUACCCCCUUUGCUGGCAAGUUUGGCAUCUUCACUUGCUUUGACAUAUUGUUCUUCGACCCUGCUGUCAGGCUCCUCAGAGACUCGGAGGUGAAGCAUGUCGUGUAUCCGACCGCCUGGAUGAACCAGCUCCCACUCUUGGCAGCCAUUCAGAUUCAGAGAGGUUUCGCCAUCGCCUUUGGUGUCAACUUUCUGGCUGCGAACAUUCACCAUCCAUCUCUGGGGAUGACGGGAAGUGGCAUACACACCCCUCUGAAGUCCUUUUGGCACCAUGACAUGGAAAGCCCCGAAGGUCACCUUAUAAUUGCUCAGGUAGCCAAAAAUCCACAGGGUCUCAUUGGCACAGGGAAUGCCACAGGGAAAAUGGACCCAUCCCAUAGUAAGUUUUUAAAAAUAUUGGCAGGGGAUCCAUACUCUGAGAAGGAUGCUCUGGACGUCCACUGUGAUGGAGCCCCCAAAUGGAACACGAAUGCCCCUCCUACAUUUAACUCUGAGAUGAUGUAUGACAAUUUCACCCUGGUUCCCGUGUGGGGCAAGGAAGGCUACCUCCAAGUCUGUGCAAAUAGCCUUUGUUGUCAUUUGCUUUACCAAAGGCCCACUCUGUCCAAGGAGCUGUAUGCCCUGGGGGUCUUUGAUGGCCUUCACACUGUGCACGGCACUUACUACGUUCAAGUCUGUGCCCUGGUCAAGUGUGGCGGUCUUGGCUUUGAAACCUGUGGGCAGGAGGUCACAGAGGCUGCGGGGAUAUUUGAGUUUCACCUGUGGGGGAACUUCAGUACCUCCUAUAUCUUUCCAAUGCUUCUGACCUCAGGGAUGACCCUGGAAACCCCUGACCAGCUGGGCUGGGAGAAUGAUCACUAUUUCCUGAGGAAGAGCGNACUGUCCUCCGGCCUGGUGACGGCAGCUCUCUACGGGCGGUUGUAUGAGAAGGAUUAG
This is a messenger RNA of Lipotes vexillifer (Yangtze River dolphin), 1662 nucleotides long. It is a transcript of the gene BTD, whose product is annotated as biotinidase. The record is from RefSeq and is a predicted model, not a curated record. The coding region runs from base 1 to 1662 and encodes 553 amino acids. Gene Ontology annotation, biological process: biotin metabolic process. The transcript has 5 exons. Gene Ontology annotation, molecular function: hydrolase activity, acting on carbon-nitrogen (but not peptide) bonds, in linear amides. NCBI's taxonomy places the organism in Eukaryota, Metazoa, Chordata, Mammalia, Artiodactyla, Lipotidae.